AUGACUCUGUUUUUUCACUGGGUUGAAGCAGACUCGGUGAAAGCGGUCAUCACCCCUGUGCAGCGGCAAGCGAGGAGGCUUUGCCACUCCCAAGUCUUCGACCAGAACGGGCUCCUGAACGGGGGCCUGGUUCUGCAAGCUCUGCUGUACGCGCCUUCCCUCUGUAAUGUGAACAGGGCUUCCAGGUCUGUGGACCGUCGGAGAAUAGCCCUUCUGCGCGAACUGGGGCUCCCAGGAAGAGGAUGCUGCCUAGUACUGGGGUUCAUGUACAAGGAGAAGUACCGCAGGAUGACUGAAGGUCAAGCCUCCUCCUUCACGCAGCAGCCCCAGGACCAGGUGGUGAUCGCUGGGCAGCCCGUGACGCUGCUGUGCGCCAUCCCCGAGUACAAUGGCAUCGUGCUGUGGAUUAAAGACGGGCUCGCCCUUGGAGUCGGCCGGGAUCUCUCAAGUUAUCCGCGCUAUCUGGUCAUAGGAGACCAUCUGUCUGGAGAGCAUCACUUGAAAAUCCUGAGAGCUGAUCUCCAAGAUGAUGCCGUCUAUGAAUGUCAGGCCAUUCAAGCGGCCAUCCGAUCCAGACCUGCCCGGCUGACUGUUCUCGUUCCUCCAGAUGAUCCUGUCAUUAUGGGGGGGCCCAUCAUCAGCCUGAGAGCAGGGGACCCCCUCAACUUGACCUGCCACGCGGACAACGCCAAGCCAGCAGCCUCCAUCAUCUGGAUGCGGAAAGGAGAAGUCAUCAACGGAGCCACCUACUCCAAGACACUUCUCCGUGACGGCAAGCGGGAGAGUAUCAUGAGCACCCUUUUCAUCGCCCCCUCCGACAUAGAGAACGGGGAGAGCAUCGUCUGCCGUGCCACCAACAAAGCCAUUCCCAGCGGGAAGGAGACCUCCGUCACCAUUGAUAUCCAGCACCCACCCCUGGUGAACUUGUCCGUGGAGCCGCAGCCGGUGCUAGAGGAUAACACAGUCAAGUUCCACUGCUCUGCCAAGGCCAACCCCGCCGUCACCCAGUACAGGUGGGCAAAAAAAGGCCAGGUUAUAAAGGAAGCUUCGGGUGACUUCUAUGAAACCAUCGUGGACCACACCUUCUUCUUCGAGCCCAUCUCCUGCGAGGUCACCAACGCGCUGGGCAGCACAAACAUCAGCAGGACCGUGGAUGUCUACUUUGGGCCCAGGAUGGCGACAGAACCGCAGUCCCUCCUCGUUGACCUGGGUUCAGACGCAGUUUUCAACUGUGCCUGGACUGGGAACCCGUCUCUCACUAUCGUCUGGAUGAAGCGAGGCUCAGGCGUGGUCCUGAGCAACGAGAACAAGCUGACGCUGAAGUCCGUCCGCCAGGAAGACGCUGGGAAAUACGUGUGCCGAGCCGUGGUCCCGCGGGUCGGCGCGGGGGAACGGGAGGUGACGCUCACCGUCAACGGGCCACCCAUCAUCUCCAGCACCCAGACGCAGCAUGCCCUCCACGGCCAGAAAGGGCAGAUCAAGUGCUUCAUCCGCAGCACCCCGCCACCAGACCGAAUUGCUUGGUCCUGGAAGGAGAACGUCCUGGAGUCUGGGACCUCCGGGCGCUACACGGUGGAGACAGUCAGCACGGACGAGGGUGUCAUCUCCACGCUGACCAUCAGCAACAUCGUCCGGGCUGAUUUCCAAACCAUUUACAACUGCACCGCCUGGAACAGCUUCGGCUCCGACACGGAGAUCAUCCGGCUCAAAGAGCAAGGUACGGAAAUGAAAUCAGGAGCUGGUAUUCAAGCAGAGUCGGUGCCGAUGGCAGUGAUCAUCGGAGUGGCCGUGGGGGCCGGCGUGGCGUUCCUGGUGUUGAUGGCCACCAUCGUCGCCUUCUGCUGCGCCCGCUCCCAGAGGAAUCUGAAAGGUGUGGUCUCUGCCAAGAACGAUAUCCGCGUGGAGAUCGUGCACAAGGAGCCGGCCUCGGGCAGGGAGACGGAGGAGCACCCGACCAUCAAGCAGCUGAUGCGAUGGCGGAGGGAGGCCGGCAAGCGAAGCGUCCCGCCGCCCGCUAAUUCACGGCGCGAGACGGCAUCAGGGCUAAUCCGCCCCGCAAACUUUAAUAAGGGGCGCGCUAAUGACCGCAAGCAGCGGGUGCCCACCGGCAUGUCCUUCACCAACAUCUACAGCACCUUGAGCGGGCAGAGCCGCCUCUACGACUACAGCCAGCGCUUCGUGCUGGGCAUGGGCAGCAGCUCCAUCGAGCUGUGCGAGCGCGAGUUCCAGCGCGGCUCCAUGAGCGACAGCAGCUCCUUCCUCGACACCCAGUGCGACAGCAGCAUCAGCAGCAGCGGCGCAAGUGGGUGCCUGGUGGCAGAGGGAAACUGA
Molecule: messenger RNA, 2331 nt
Organism: Egretta garzetta (little egret)
Lineage: Eukaryota; Metazoa; Chordata; Aves; Pelecaniformes; Ardeidae
Gene: KIRREL3
Product: kirre like nephrin family adhesion molecule 3
Exons: 19
Coding region: 1-2331 (776 amino acids)
Biological process (GO): cell-cell adhesion; synapse assembly
Cellular component (GO): cell-cell junction
Molecular function (GO): cell adhesion molecule binding
Source: RefSeq, a predicted model, not a curated record